UCUCUGCAACAAUGGAAAUUCAAUCAGGAAAUGGAGAGGAGGUGGCGAGGGCGACCUCGGGCUUCGUUUCCCGUCGUCCCUCCGGGCCGCAGGUAGAGGCAUCAGACGAUCCGGUGCUCAGAGAGGACCUGCAGGCUGCCAAGAGGAUUGAGAGGUUUGACAUCCCACUUGAUAGCCUGAAGAGGAUGUUUGAGAAGCCGGCUGCAGAGAACACAGAAGUUGCAGCCGUCCACGCCUUCCCAGCCAAAAGAGUGACGUCCAGCAGCCUGGCUCAGACCGACCCGUCAGCAGAUCGGACCAUGGCCUCACCUCAGGAUGCCACUCUCUCUGCAGGCAGCGCUGCCGCAUCCAGGUCCGGACGUCCCGAGGACAGGGCCCCGAGCGCCGAGGACCAGGAGGCCGAGCCGGUGUCGGUGAAGGAGCGGCUGGCGAUGUAUCAGGCCGCCGUGUCCAAGAAGGAAGGCGGCAGCUCCUCGUCUGCCGCGGUGAUGGAUGAGUCGGAGGCCUGCUCGCUGCCUGGUGGUCUGGCCAGUGUGAAGAAGCAGUUUGAGAGCCAGGAGUUCACCUCCACCUCGUCCCAGUCCAGCGUCACCCAGUUUCACUUCCAGCAGAGAUCAGUCCAGGAGAUGUCGAGCUCCUCGGAGGUGACGGUGAGGAGCAGUGCCAGAGAGCUCGCCCCCUCCACAGCCUUCACUGAGCACGAGGUGAUCCAUGAUCAGAGAGUCCACCAUAACAAUGUGGCUGCCAGUUAUGGGAACCAUUACAAUGAAACAGUUAUGCUUGUCGGCGGAGAGGACCUACCAAAGGUUUCCACUCAGGCUUUGAAGCAGCAGUAUGAAAAAACGAUUGAGGAAGCUGCACCCGCCAAGGAAAUUAAGGUUGAUGUGGAUUUCAACCAGUUUCAGUGGGCGCCUGUGAACCAGUCCUCCAAAAUGUCAGCUUUCACGAGCUAUGACGCUUCGUCCACGGUAAAGACAGCCACUGCUUCAUCUGUAGCAUCUGCGUCAUCAGUGGCUUAUGAGGCGGCAGAACAUUUCCCUCCCCCACCUUCUAACCUGCAGCUAUCACACCAAGUCCUUGAGCACAGUGGCUCUUCCCAGCCUCAGGAGCAAGCCUCCCAGCAGAAGCACACCAUCACUAAGGAGCAGUACUUCAAGCACAAGAGUCUGGCCGAGUUAAAGCGUCUCUACAAGCACAUACAUCCAGAGGUACGCAAGAACCUCGAAGCAGAGUUCCUGAGUCAGCUGAGCGACGCAGAAAGGGCAGAGUUGGAGAGCAAGGAGUUGGUGGGAGACGUCCAGCAGGCGUGUUAUAUGUUUGAGAAUGACGGCAACAGCUCGAGUAGGUGUUCGAGCCCCGACAGGGAGUACCUGGAGUGGGACGAGAUCCUUAAAGGGGAAGUGCAGUCCAUGAGGUGGAUGUUUGAAAACAAGCCCCUGGAUACGAUUAAAGACGACACCCCAGACGAGAGCGAGGAGAGGAACAACAUCUCCCAGCAGGAAAUCAUCGCAGGGAAAGAUGUCCGAUACACAGCUUGGAUGUUUGAGACGCAGCCCAUGGAUGCUCUGGGCACAGAGACUCCUGAUACGACCGAGCAGUCGCAAAAACAGGCGGAUCUGGCGAGAGGAGACGUCCGCACUGCGACGUGGCUGUUUGAAACUCAGCCGCUUGAUUAUCUGAAUAAGAUCUACCAAGAAGACGAGCAAGAAGUGGACGUUGUUAUCAGCAAAGACAUCACCGGCGGAGACGUCAAAACCGCUCGGUAUCUGUUCGAGACCCAGCAUCUGGAUUCUCUGGGCAAAACAGAAACCAUCGAGGAGAGUCACUUCCUGAGCCUGAAGUCUGAGCUGGAGGAGAUCAAGGGAGAUGUGAAGACCACAACUCGCUUGUUUGAGAUGCAGCCCAUGUGUGUGAUCAGGGGAGAUUCAGGAGAGAUGCUGGAGAUCACCACCAUCAGCAGGGAGGAGACGGAGAAGGGAGACGUCAAGACAUCACGCUGGAUGUUCGAAACCCAGCCUCUGGACAUGAUCAACAAAGACCCUGCCAAAGUGAAGCUGAUAUGUGGCAUCUCCAUGGAGGACAACGUUCAAGGCGGCGUGAACAAAGGUCGCUGGCUGUUUGAGACGAAGAGUCUGGACACCAUUAAGGAUGAGGAGUGGGACAGUUCCAGGAGGCAAAAGGAAGAAAUAAUCGGAGCUGAUGUGAGACAGCACUGUCUUGUUUUCGAGACUCAGCCUAUGGAUACUCUGAAGGAUAACGCCAAUGCUCGGCCUUUAGCCUCCGAGGAGAUUGUAGGAGGUGAUGUUCAAUCAGCCAAAUAUCUGUUUGAAACGGUGCCCAUGGAAAAUCUGAAAGAGCUGCUGGAAGUGGGAAAACUGAAGAAAAUGGUUGCAUCUGAAGAAGAAAAGGGUGACGUGAGGCAUCAGAAGUGGGUCUUUGAAAGCCAGCCUCUGGAGAAUAUAAGAGAGGAGAAGAAGGAGAUGACAAGAACUGUGAACAUCGAGGCCCUCGACAAAGGAGAUGUGACAAACUAUAAAGAAAGGUUUGAAAGUAUGGAUUUAAGUAAAUGCGAAGGAACACAGAGAAUCCAAGUCGAAGGCGUCACCAGCGGCUCUGUCAUGUCCAACAGAGUUCUGUUUGAAUCGGCCCCGAUGUACGCCAUGCAGGACAGCUCCGGCCAUUACCACGAGGUGAAGACGGUGAGGCGUGAGGAGAUCGUGAAGGGAGAUGUGCGCAGCUGCAGAUGGAUGUUUGAAACGCGUCCCAUUGAUGAGUUUGACGAGAGCAUCAAUAAGUUCCAGAUCAUUAAAGGCAUCUCCAAGCAGGAGAUCGAGUCAGGCGACGUGAAAACAGCAAAGUGGCUGUUUGAGACGCAACCACUGGACGGCAUCAAAUUCUUCAGUAGUUAUGAGGACGAGGAACAUAAAACUAAGGAAGGUAUUGAAGUUGAGAAAGGCGACGUGAAGACGUGUCGGUGGCUGUUUGAGACUCAGCCGAUGGAUGUUCUGUAUGAAAAGGUGGAAAAGAGCGAAGCAGACGUUGAAGAAGUUCAAAAAGGUGACGUGAAGACGUGCACUUGGCUUUUUGAGACUCAGACUCUGGACAACAUCCGCGACCAUUCAGAGGCGGAGACCAUUCUGAAAACCUGCACCGUGAAGCAGGAGGACAUUCAAGGGAAAGACGUACGUCUGGCUCGCUUCCUCUUUGAAACGGAGAAUCUGGAAAACAUCACCGGUGAGGACAGCGGCUCUUUCAGGAGGGUCACAGAAAUCGACAUCCAGUCGGGAGACGUCUCCAGGAUGAAGUACAUCUUCGAGAAUCGCUCCUCUGACAUUAUGAGCUCCACCUCCGAGGAGAUGAUGCAGAAGCUGAAGACGCAGCAGGCCGAGGACAUCCAGAGGGGAAACGUGGUCAACUGUACCUGGAUGUUUGAGAACCAGCCCAUGGAUGCUAUCAGAGAGGAUACGGCAGAAGUGAGGGGAGUUCGCACUGUGACCGAUGUUCAGGGGGGAGACGUUGACAAAAGCCGCUUUAUAUUUGAGACGUACUCUCUUGAUCAAAUUAAAGAAGAGUCCACUGAGGCGGACAUUUCAAGACUCACCAGUAUCUUUAGAGAGGACACUGAGAGGGGGGAUGUGAAAAACUACACCAUGAUGUUUGAAACUCAGCCGCUGUACGCCAUCCGUGACAAGGAGGGUCAUUAUCAUGAAGUAACCACGGUUACCAAGGAAGAGAUCAUGAGAGGAGACGUGGUCGGAGCGCGAUGGCUGUUUGAGACAAAACCUCUGGAUUCAAUUAGAGACUCAGAGGAGGUGUACGUCAUUAAAGCUGUGACUGAAGAAGGUGUCAACAAAGGAGACGUUAGCUCUGCCAGGUGGAGGUUUGAAACACAACCUCUGGAUGAAAUCACACAGGAGAUUAAAGUCAGGUCAAAGACAGUUGCAGAUAUCCAAGGCGGCGACGUGAAGACAAACAAACAGCGAUUUGAGACGGAUGAACUGUCGCAGAAGUACAUCAGGACCGUUAGCGUGAGUGAAAUCCAGAAAGGCGACGUCAGAUCUGCCACGUGGAUGUUUGAAACCCGCACAAUCGAUGAGAUCCACGGCGAUGGAGCCGAGUACGAUGGCAUGGAGAAAGUGACAAAAGAGGAAGUAAUGAAAGGGGAUGUCACGCAGUCUGUGUGGCUCUUUGAGAAGCAGCCCCUCGACAGCAUCAAAGAGAGUGACGGCACAGAGCUGGUUGUGACAAAGGAAGAAAUCCCACAGGCCGACGUGAAGACGACAACAUGGCUAUUUGAAACCACUCCGUUUCACGAGUUCAACGAGAGCAGCGUGGAGAAGACGGAAAUAUUAGGAAAGAGCAUCAAAGAGACGCUGGAGGAGCUGUACUGUCAGAAAAUGGUGGACUCACAGGGCAUUCUCAUCGAGACGGACGAGAUCGGUGACGUCCGCAUGGCAAAGUAUAAACUCAUGAACCAAGAGGCUCCACAGAUCCAGAAAGAAGAGGUCAUCAGAGGGGAUCUGAGCAACAUAAUGAUGAACCUUCUGAACCGAAGAGAGACCACCGAAAGGGCCAUAACGAUUGAUGAGGAGGAGCGGGGCAACAUCAACACCACGGUGCAGCAGCUCUUCAGCCAGGAAAAGGGAAUCAGUGUCGAGAAAGAGGAAAUUAUCUGCGGGGACAUUCAAGAGGCCAUGAACAACCUGCUUAAGAACGAGGGCUCCUCCAAGCGUGGCAUCCUUAUUCAGGAGGAUGAGAAAGGAGACGUGAGGAUGACUAUCUAUUCCCUCUUAAAUAAAGGCGAGAGAGCGAGCAUGGAGAGAGAAGAUAUCAUUCAAGGGAACGUCAGCAAAACGCUUCAUCGUCUGCUUUCUAACUCGGGUGGAGAGGAUUCUAAGAAGAUAAGGGUCGGAGACACAGAAAGGGGUAAUGUCAGCUUUUACUCGACGUGCAUCGAGUCUGGAGCUUUGGAUUACCUGAAGCAGCUUCAGUAUGAGCCCGAUGAAGACCAGGAAACCGUGCAAAAGGAGCGGAUCAUAGGCGGCGACAUCGAAGAGACCAAAAUCCUGCUGCGAAAGAAUCAGCAGCAGAUUGGUCGCACUGUGGCAGAGGUGGACAUACUUCCUGGUGAUGUGCACAGCAUUGUUAAAGUCUUUAUGACAGAGCCUGCUGUCACGUACAGAAACCUGGAGAAGAAGGACAUUGUUAAAGGUGACCUCAGCGCAGCCCUGGACUCACUGACCCAAGCCAUCAAUCAGAAGGUGGUGAUAGAGAAAGAGCAGGUGGUGAAAGGAGACAUACCGACCACUUUGAAGUCUUUAGAAGAGGCCCAGCAUCAAGCCAAAGAACUGGAAAAGCCUGAAAUUGUCAGAGGAGACAUCAGGGGGGCUCUCGAAUCGCUGGAAAAAUCAGCAUCCACCAAAACAGAAGUAACUGUUGAAGAUUUAGUGGCCGGUGACAUCAGAGGGACGCUGAAGUCACUGGAGGAGGCGAAGCAGGCUGUGAAGGAGGUGGAGAAGCAGGAGAUCGUCAAAGGAGACAUUCACACCGCCAUGCAAAGCUUACACGAAGCGUCGAGCGAGAAAAAGGUUUAUCAGCACCAAGUGAGUGAGCAGGGCGACGUCAGAGCCACCAUCCAGCUGCUGCUGGAGCCCACGACUUCUCCAAAGAUGCAGCGCAGAGGGAGCAUCGAAGGAGACGUGAAAACAUCCAUAAAAUGUCUUUAUGAAGGGCAGGAGGCGACGCAGGUGGAAAAGGAGGAGGUUGUAAAGGGCGACGUUCAAGGUGCAAUAAAGUGUCUAAUGCAAAGAAAACAGUAUUCAAAUCCCAAACGCAUGUAUCCGCCGAAGAAGGCGAAAGCGCCCGUGAAAAACCCAUUACCUGUAAAGCAAGUGGAGCAUGAAUGCUUACAUGAAGCCAAGAGUGAGAGUGUGUCAGACAAUCCAGCCCCCACUGUGAAAAACCUCUCUCAGAGCAGUGAGUCACAGAAGCACACACAGAGGCACCAGGAAAGCAAAUCGCUGAAAACACAGGUAAUAACCCAAGAGGACCACUCUGUUACUGUAGCCACAACAGACAAUCCAGCAGGGGCCUCUCAACACAAGAGCACAAAGGAACAGAAACAGAAAGUGCUGCCCCCACAGAAAAUCCAAGCUCCUAAGCCUGUUAUGAUAAAGAAUAAACAGAAGGUGAAUAAUGAUCAAACAGAGACGAAAGCCGCUGAUGUGACUGUGAUGAAAGAAGUGCAAAACACAUCACAGACGAAUGUUUCGAGCAAGCAAACGUGUGAGAUGAAGACAAUCAAACAGGUGCAGACGACGGUGACGGAGAAAACGGUGCAUAAGCAGAACGUAUCGGCGUCGGAGCACAUGUCGACGUCUCACAAGCAAACGGAGAAUAAAGCUCUCGCACAGAAGCAGAGCGUCAGGAAUAUGAAGAGCGAUCAGCGCAGCCUUGACAUGAGAGCCAAGGGCGUGAAUAAAAAGACAAAGCCGGAGAUUCACUUCCCGCCUCCUCCUUCCUCGCCGCCUCCGCCCUCGGAGUCUGAACUCUCCCUCCCUCCGCCGCCGUCUCCAGUGGCGGAGAACCCAACGUCCAGGCCGUCCAUCAUGAGGCAGGACAGUGACCUCCCACCACCUCCACCUCCACCGCCCGUGGAAUGCAUGAAGUCUGAGCCCGAGUUUUUCCCUCCUCCUCCACCUCCUCCGCCUCCAUCCAUGAGCGGACAAGACUUCCUGCCUCCACCUCCCUCCCAGCAGGAGCUCAACGCGAUGCCCCAGCCUCCCCCCAUGAAGCUGGGGAAGCCCAUUGGGAAGCCUUUGUUCAAGGUGCCCAAGCAGCCAGAACCGCAGAAGCAGCCCAUCCAAGUUAAACCCAAAUGGCAGAAAAAACAACCAACCCCUCCACCACCACCACCUCCUCCUCCACCAGCUCAGCUCCCUCCCGAUCAAAAAACAGUAACGUCAGCCGUCCACAAGGAAGCUAAAGUUCAGGAGGUGAAACAGGAAACGACCCAGCAGACUGAAACCAGCGUUCAGGUUAGUUCAACAGCAUCGGCACCGACGAAAAUCCCAAUCAUCCCGGUGGUAAAGCCCAAACAAAGCCCACAGCCGCCCAGAAAAGCCUUUGUCCCUCCCAUUAAACUGCCACCACCCCCAGAUCCUGCUCCAGCCGCGAAAUCUAGACCGUACGCCCGUAAAUUUAAAACCCCGCUCAUGCUGGCGGAGGAGCGGUACCGCCAACAAAAGCUGGAGAAGGAGGAAACAGAGAGGAGUAAUGUCACGACCCCCACCUCUCCACCAGGUCACUUCUCUGCUGCCAGCGUCCAGCUUUCUGAAACGGAGAGCGCUGAGAAAGAAGUGGCUGUGGAAGCGACAAAGGCAAAGACUAAAGAGGCUAAGACGCUUUCCAAAGAAGGAGCACUGGCACAAGACUCACCUGCCAAGAAAUCCCCUUCCCAGAUCCCUUUGAGCAAACCUACGAUCUCUGUGGAAAAUAAGAAAUCAUCCCACGGAUCUUCAAACGUGUCUCUGGAUAGAAAACACGUUUCCAACGAGCACUCGACAGAAAAAACCCUCACGUCUGCUGAUGUUGUCAGGAAGGGUCAAGGCGCACCCAAGACCCAGACGGCUUCUGUUUCGCAUCACGAGGCUUCACAUAGCGAAGUCCGGUCAUGCUCCAGCGUGGUCACUUCUUCAGUCACGGAGCAGCAGCAGUUUAUUAAGAAAUCCAGCAGCAGGUCUGUCGCCGUCCACGAGAAUGUAAAUCUUCAAAGCCAGGCUGCGGUCACAUUGAAAUCUGAAGAUGUAAAGAAUAUUAAUGUGCCUCUGACACAGGAGGGAAAAAUGAGUCCUUCUCAACCCACUAAAAUUCCAAAGGUAACGCCAAGCUUCAAGGUGAAAACCUUUAAAAUGCCAACCGAGAAGAAAGAGGAGACGUAUGACAGUUUGGGUCAGAAAGAAGCAGCGAAGAGUGAAACGCAGUCGCAGCAAGACAAAAGUCAUGUGUCGCAGAAACGUGGUGAAACACAAGCGAGCGUGGAGGUCAGCCAGCUGACGACGGUGAGAACUGAGACAGACGUGAAGGUGAAGGAGAAGAAAAGUCAGUCGGUCCCACCUGUGAAGGAAGCUGAAGUGGAGUUAAGCAUGAGGAAGGGGAAGCAGGCGCAAAAAGAAGUGAGUGAAGUGAAGCUGUCGCCAUCCGUUACUGUUUUAAUGCCGAAGGUGGCGAAGAUAACAUCUGCAGCAGCCCAUCAGGGACAAGGCCAUGUGUCUGUCUCCCAGUGUCAGCAGAGCGUGAAGGCGGAGAACGUUCAGCGGCACCAAGAGGUGGUGGUGACGGAGAGCGUGAUGCAGCAAAGCCUUCAGAGGCAAGAGCAGGUCCACACGCAGAAGCAGCAGAUGAAGCUCCAAGCAGCAGAGACAAACAAAAUGCAGAUGAAGGCAGGCAAGUCAAAAGUGGAGCCUCAGGAUGUGCUGGUGAAAGGGACGGGGAGGAUGACCCAUAAAGACGAGGCUCACCCACAACAGAUCACAGAUUCAGAGAAAUGCAGCGUAAUGCAGAAGCUGCUCGCUCAAAUGAAAGAGCUGGAGGGCACGCCGAGCAAAAUAGACUCCAACGCUGUCAGGAUGAUUAUAGGCGAAGUCCCUGACUGGGUAAUGGUCCCAGAUGAGAAAAGGAAUUUAAGUGAAAUUGCUAAACAGAAAAGCAAGAAAAAGCUGAAGGAGAUGAUGGUCUAUGUGAGAAAUAUUGUUCAAGCAAAGCUCACAUUUUUUGAGAAAACUUUGACAGCUGUGGAAAAGGAAGAAAAGGAAGAAAAGGAAGAAAAAGAAGAAAAAGAAGCUCCACCAGCACCACCAGCACCACCAGUCCCCCCAAAGCCAGACAAGAAAGUCUUCAGUGGGGCGACUACAAAGGUGUCAAAGAUCAGCAUUGGCUCGUCCAGGAUUGAGAAGAAGGUGAUGGAGGAGAAAAAAUCCAUUCAGGAGAGCAGAAGGCAUCACGAGCUGAGUGACGAUCAGAGAGUGUCGUCCCCGUUGGCCAGCAUCCGAACCCCAUCGCCCACCUUCAUCAGCAUUGAAUCCAGAAAGGUGGACUCUCCUCUGAGGGUCACUCCCUCUCCUCCACCCUACAAAUCCGUCGGGACGCCUCCACCUCCUCCUCGCAAGUCCUUCACGCCCACGUCUGCCUUCAGCAGGGCCACGCCCUCUCCCACCCUGAGCCGCUCGGAGAAGCUGAUGAAGCUGAAGGACACCACCUCCAAGCUGUCCCGUGGUGUCACCCCUCCACCUCCCAUGCCGAUCCCAGAGUUCUUCACCGCUGAGCGAGAGCGAACGUCCUCCUUCAGCGACAGGAGCACCCCCACCGAGAGGACCGAGCUCGACUCGGUGGACGUCGCAGAGAUGGUGGAUUCCAUGAUGACGGUCAGGGACAAAAAGUCUUUCUUUGAGGAAGCGCAGAAGGCCGAAGUGAACAAGACGUACAUCCGCAAGGAUCCCAUCGACAUCCCUGAACGUCUGGGCCCGGAUGCUGAGGAGGCUGUAGGGGGCGUGACCAUCGAUAUUCUGAAAGAGGAUCUGCCGAGAGUUGAUUUAUCGAAGCUUGUCAACAGAUUUGAAUCUCCCAAACCAAAAGUCUACACCAGGAAGGACCCCAUAGUGAUCACGGAGAGGCUGGGGAGCGACACCGAGGACCCAGAGGCCGAGCCGCACACGCCACGAACCGAAGACAUCCCAACGUUCAACGUCAAAGCCAUAAAGGACGUGUUUGAGACGGGAGAGCACACGUCUCAGGCUGCCCGAGAGCUGAGAGAACAAAUAGAGAGGAGGGAACCUGAAGCAGCCUGCUCAGAGCCGGCCGAUCGCUCUGAAAUGACAUCAGUCACUGAGCAAUUCUGCACCAUUGACGACUUCGGCAACAUGACAACGGAGACGAGGAGCGAGAUGCAUUCGGGGAGCUCCCUGACCCGCGGCAGCCCCCCGUCCUACGCAGACGUGGUGAGGGGAAGAGUCCCGACAGUCGCCGUGCCCCCCGAGGCCUCCACCGAGGAGCUGCUAAGGAACUUCCAGCAGUCGUGGGCUGAGAGUCAGGGAGUGUUCCAGAACCUGGGCUUCAGCGUCACGGAGCAGAGGACCUCACAGAUCGUAACGCACCAGCAGGAGACGGUGGUCACGGAGAAUUCGAGUUCCAGACUCGGAGCUGUGCCGGGUGUGUCGGAAGAGGGUGUACCCCAUGGAGUCGCUGAUCGCAGACAAACAAAACUUUCAUAAAAGCUGCUUCCGCUGUGAACACUGCAGAGGCACACUAAGCCUCGGCAACUACGCCUCUCUCCAUGGACGAAUGUACUGCAAGCCCCACUACAAGCAGCUGUUCAAGUCCAAAGGGAAUUACGACGAGGGAU
Messenger RNA from Stegastes partitus (bicolor damselfish), 10399 nucleotides. RefSeq names its product xin actin binding repeat containing 2a (gene xirp2a). Gene Ontology annotation, biological process: actin cytoskeleton organization; actin filament organization. Gene Ontology annotation, molecular function: actin filament binding. Bases 12 to 10268 code for a protein of 3418 amino acids. The record is from RefSeq and is a predicted model, not a curated record. Gene Ontology annotation, cellular component: focal adhesion; stress fiber. The transcript has 10 exons. Lineage: Eukaryota; Metazoa; Chordata; Actinopteri; Pomacentridae.